Molecule: messenger RNA, 1240 nt
Organism: Oenanthe melanoleuca
Lineage: Eukaryota; Metazoa; Chordata; Aves; Passeriformes; Muscicapidae
Gene: ARL8A
Product: ADP ribosylation factor like GTPase 8A
Exons: 7
Coding region: 396-956 (186 amino acids)
Biological process (GO): protein transport; anterograde axonal transport
Cellular component (GO): lysosomal membrane
Molecular function (GO): GTPase activity; GTP binding
Source: RefSeq, a predicted model, not a curated record
CCACCCGGCGCGGCGGUGCGGCAGCAGGGCCCGCGGCGCGCGGACAAUACCGGGGGGCGGCGGCGGCUCGGCCUGCAUCGGCACCGCUCGGCCUGCAUCGGCACCGCUCGGCCUGCAUCGGCACCGCUCGGCCUGCAUCGGCACCGCUCGGCCUCCAUCGGCACAGCUCGGCCUGCAUCGGCACCGCUCGACCCUGCCCGGCUCCACCCCGAUUGACCCCGCCCCGACUCGGCCUCGCUCGGCUCCACUCGGCCUCGCCCGGCCCGGCCCCGCUAGGCUCGGCUCGGCUCCGCCCGGCCCGGCCCGGCCCGGCUCCGCUCGGCUCGGCCCGGCCCGGCUCGGUUCCGCUCGGCUCAACUCGGCCUCGCUCAGCGCGGCCCGGCCCGGCCGGCACCAUGCUGGCGCUCUUCAACAAGCUGCUGGACUGGUUCCGGGCGCUGUUCUGGAAGGAGGAGAUGGAGCUGACCCUGGUGGGGCUGCAAUACUCGGGCAAGACCACCUUCGUCAACGUGAUCGCGUCAGGACAGUUCAAUGAAGACAUGAUCCCAACAGUGGGUUUCAAUAUGAGGAAGAUCACCAAAGGGAAUGUUACCAUAAAGCUCUGGGACAUCGGCGGGCAGCCGCGGUUCCGCAGCAUGUGGGAGCGAUACUGCCGUGGAGUGAGUGCCAUCGUGUACAUGGUGGAUGCUGCUGACCAGGAGAAGAUAGAGGCCUCCAAGAAUGAACUGCACAACCUGCUGGACAAGCCUCAGCUCCAGGGCAUCCCGGUGCUCGUCCUGGGGAACAAGCGGGACCUGCCCGGUGCCUUGGAUGAGAAGGAGCUCAUUGAGAAGAUGAACCUCUCUGCCAUCCAGGACCGAGAGAUCUGUUGCUAUUCCAUCUCCUGCAAAGAAAAGGACAACAUUGACAUCACCCUACAGUGGCUUAUCCAGCACUCGAAGUCCAGGCGAAGCUGAGGCGCCGGGGCCUGGCUCGGAUUGGGAAGAUGCCAUUGUACAAGCCCACACCCCUCUCUCCUGCUCUGUCCCUCCAGCUCUCUCUCUAGAUGGGUAUUUUUAGGGGACCCCAGACUCUGCUCACAUUGGGGCAGAGUCCUUGUUUUUAUUGUAAAGAUGUCUGACUGCCCUCCUCUCCCCCUCUCCUCUCCUCCCCCGUCUCUUCCUCCAUUUUGGCACUGUUCUGUUGUUGUCUGUGUAUACAGUAUAUAUAUAUGUAUAUAUAUUUUAAUUUUUUAAUUUAA